This is a messenger RNA of Serendipita indica DSM 11827, 4200 nucleotides long. The record is from the annotation of a GenBank genome assembly. NCBI's taxonomy places the organism in Eukaryota, Fungi, Basidiomycota, Agaricomycetes, Sebacinales, Serendipitaceae.
AUGAGGCUUGUCGAGCUUUGUAGCUCUGGAACGCCUAUUGAUCUCGGCAACAAUUGUAUUCGAGCAUGGUGGACCGGCUUACUGCCCGCCUCUGUGGUCCUGUUCAACCUGUCAAGAUAUACAUACAAGAAAGUUGUUCCAAAGAACUAUCGCCCACUUUCGUCGACAUUUUCCGACUUUCUCCCAUUGGAAGAGGCCGUCCAAUUGCAGCAGCUUUCUCCAACCAGUUCUAUAGUAGAGGCAGCCGGAAACCAUGAAGACCAUGAAGCAGUGGACAACUCUUACGCAGAAAACAAGACCAAAUGGAAACGAGGCGUGCUGGUUUUGCCAGCAGUCGUCGAGUUUGGAUUCUGGCUCACAUGGCUCAUUACUCACGUGUACCACGCCAUAAAUAACACCUCGGGAGAUGGGAGCCAUGCUCCUCCGACCUAUGAGCUCACAAAGGGUGUCAACGCCGAGGAGAUUGGAAAGAGUGUCACACCAGAGGACUACACUCCACUCUGGGGUUGGAUAACGUUCUGGUGGGUCCAUCCACUCCUGAAGAGGGGUACCGGACGUACGCUGGAGGAAAAGGAUGUGUGGGCGCUGUCGCCCGGACUCUCCUCCAAGCCCCUCUUUAUCAAGUUUCAAGCACUGCUGUCGACCCUCCCAUCUUUCGGAUCACCAGGAGAAGACAAAGUCACGAAACGUCGCAUGUCUCUGUUGAAGCAGCUCUGGAAAGCCAACUCGCUCGACCUUAUCCUCGACGCUCUACUCACGCUGACUUCUGUCAUCUUCAACUACGCCAGUCCCUUCUUCCUCAAGAAAAUCCUCGAUGCGGUGUCUCAACCCUCAUCUGGUGCUGGACCUGUCCUCUUAAGCAACUCAGACUCGUUCAGUCACCACUUAAUGACACUCUUACGCAAUCCUCGCGAAAUACGAGGGCAGGCAUACGUUUAUGCGUUCCUCGCCUUCUUCUCCUCGGUCCUCAAAGCCCAAUCUGAUCUCCAGCAUCUUUGGUACGCACGGAGAGCUUCGACGAGGAUAAGAUCCGAGUUGAUGGCAGCAAUCUACGAGAAGAGCCUGAAGCGCAAGGACUUUUCUGGUAGUGUGCAAAAGGCUACUGAUGACAAGGUCAAGGGCAAAGGAGAUGCCGAUGCAAAGGGAAAGAGUAAGGACGAUACCAAGAAGGCCGGGGCGGAUAUCGGAAAGCUUGUCAACAUCAUGAGCAACGAUGCGAACCGGGUGUCUCAGACUGUAUCUGCAUUCACCAUGCUUUACGCUGCACCUCUGGAGCUCGUCAUUGGAUCAAUCUUCCUUUACCAACUUCUAGGCUUUAGCGGGUUCGCAGGAUUCGUGGUCCUUAUCAUCGGCUCCCCUCUCAACAACUACUUGAUGCGUCGAGGUAGGGAGAUACAAAGGGCGGUCCAGGAGGCCGGACAAGCGCAUGAAGGUCCUCAACGAUUUAUCAAGUUUGGUGCCAGCGAGGAUAAAUGGAUCGAGAAGUGUCUUGCUGCGCGUGGAGUGGAACUAAAGUUGAUUAUCAAGGGCGUUAUAAACUCUAUCGGUUUCAGUCUCACUUGGGGCUUGGCUCCUGUCCUUGUGUCCAUCAUUUCCUUUGCACUUUACGUGUAUACGGGCCACCAUCUCACAGUAUCUGUUGCAUUCACCGCGAUUCAAAUAUUCUCAAUGAUCAAAACACCUAUGAACGUUAUCCCAGCUUUCCUUGCCAUGCUACUGUCGACUCAAGUGUCAUUGGAUCGCAUUAAUCAGUACCUGGACGAAGAAGAGGUUCCAGCAUUUGUCUCAGCUCUGAUAGAAGAGGACGAUACGGCAGUGGUAGCGCCAACAGGUACUUCAGACGAAAGAUUAGGCAUCAAGAAUGGCUGGUUCCGAUGGAAUCUGGCAGUCGAACCGCCAGUGAAGCCAAAAUCCAGCGCAAGUUGGAAGUUUUGGAAACGGCGCCAGGCAGACGGUAGUCAAUCAGUCCUCCCAACUGCAACAAAUGGAAAUGUGCAUCAGCGACAGGAUACAGAUGCUACGGCUGUCGAAGUGCCUCGAUUCGAGCUGCAGGAUAUCAACAUCAUCUUCCCUACUGGCAAGCUUUCGCUUGUGACCGGACCCACAGCCUCUGGCAAAUCUGCGCUCCUAAUGGCGCUCCUCGGCGAGAUGACACCAGUCGAGCAAGGGGCUUCUAAGCCAGUUAAUUUCUUGCCAAAGCAUCCAACGCAAUUAGAUCAAGGAACAGGUCUACGUAAUAGUGUUGCGUACUGUGCACAGACGCCAUGGCUCGAGCAUCUGACAAUUCGGGACAACAUUCUGUUUGGUUCGCCAUUUGAGAAGGCGAGAUACGACCAAGUCAUUGAACAAUGCGCCCUCAAACCGGAUUUGGACAUUCUUGAAGAUGGUGAUAUGACGGAAAUUGGAGCACGAGGUGUCUCUCUUUCUGGUGGACAGAAGGCCAGGGUGGCUUUGGCUCGGGCUGUCUACUCUAGGAGCAAGCACAUUCUCUUGGAUGAUCCUCUUAGCGCAGUUGACAGUCAUACAGCGCGCCAUUUGGUUGAUAAGCUGCUUCGGGGUCCUCUUAUGGCCAACCGCACCGUUGUUCUCGUGACACAUCAUGUCGAACUCGUACUUUCAUCUGCUCAUUACUUUGUUCGCAUGCUCGAUGGUCGGAUCGAUAUUCAAGGAACUGUCACAGACUUGCAAUCAGACGGGCGUCUCGAGAUUUUUGUUCACGAAGCCGAGGCAAAUGCCGAGCCCGAGGUCGUGACCGCUGAAGAAUUAGCGGUAGCUGCUACCGAGGACACACAAGAAGCAGUCGAUGGUGAUUCGAAUAAGGCAGCACCUUCGAAGAAGAAGCAGGCGAAGAAACUUGUCGAGGCUGAGGCUCGUGCCCGUGGUAGUGUCAAAUGGAAGGUAUACAAGGCAUAUCUUGUAGCAACGGGAUAUCUUACGUGGGUUUUCCUACUUAUGAUUCUUGGCUUGUCCCAAUUAGGAGGCGUUACGGAAAAGCUUUGGAUGCAGAUAUGGGGAGAGGCCGGGAGUGCAACCGAAUCGUCACCAGCCGUACACUUCUCGACAUUCCACAGGACAAUGGCUCAAGAGUUUGCAUACCACGACGUCCAAAUUACAACUUCAUAUCGAUACCCAAAUAACACUUUCAACCCAUUCACGUCUACUGUCGCCAUCAGUGCGGAGAAUCCAUUCCCGACCGACCGCUUCCCUUCAGCGAAUGAGCAUCCACUGUUCUAUGUUGGCGUAUUUGCCUGUAUUGGAAUUGGUGUCGUUUUUGUCAACAUUCUAGGACAAAUCAUUUUGUCGAUUGGAGCAUACAAGGCCUCCAAGCAAAUGUUUGCGGACUUGCUCAAGAUGGUCAUGAGGGCCACCAUGCGUUGGUUCGACACCACUCCUACAGGCGAGUGCCGCAUUCUCAAUCGAUUCUCAAAGGAUAUUGAGACCAUUGACUCUUCAUUGGCGUAUUCUCUGCGCUCUACCUUGACCUCGAUUGCGGGCUUCAUUGCUGCCGUCUUGACUAUUGUCAUCAUCUUCCCGGGUUUUGUAGUUCCUGGUACGAUCAUUGGAUUCUGCUACUACAAGCUUAGCCAAAGCUAUAUGGACACAGGACGCGACCUGCGUCGGCUGGAUAGCACAAGUCGCUCACCAAUCUUCGCAGCUUUUGGUGAGACUUUGGAAGGCAUCGUGACUGUGCGAGCAUUCUCUGCGGAGCGACGAUUCCUCGAAAAUCUGCACACGCGGGUGGAUGACACGACCAAAUACUUUUACAACUUUUGGAUGCUCAAUCGCUGGUUAUUGCUCAACUUUGAUCUGCUUGGCGCAACCUCGGUGCUCCUUACCACCUUACUUGUUCUUGGAGGCUUCAUAUCCGACUGGCUAGCUGGUCUUACUAUCACCAGUGCUAUGAACUUUACUAGCAGUGUCUAUUGGACAUGCAGAAUGGUGACUCAACUAGAGCUAGAUCUCAACUCCGUUGAACGCGUCGUCGAAUACAUGGAAUUGCCUCAAGAGCCACCAGCGGUCAUCGAGAAUAGUCGACCACCAGCAUAUUGGCCAUCGAUCACCUCGAGUUCGGAGGCAAUAGUGAACGUCAAUAACUUGGUCAUCAAAUAUGCACCUGAUUUACCCGCUGUUCUGCACGGCGUCAGCUUUGAUGUAAAGCAAGAGAGAAGAUUGGACUUCUCGGACGAACGGGUGGCCUAG